This is a messenger RNA of Fusarium graminearum PH-1, 756 nucleotides long. RefSeq lists its product as uncharacterized. The coding region runs from base 1 to 756 and encodes 251 amino acids. The transcript is spliced from 2 exons. NCBI's taxonomy places the organism in Eukaryota, Fungi, Ascomycota, Sordariomycetes, Hypocreales, Nectriaceae. The record is from RefSeq and is a predicted model, not a curated record.
AUGGCGUCGUCCAAUCCAUUCCGCAAGAGUGCUGCCUUUACGGUAGACACUGCUACAUUUCCAAACUCGACAUCCUCCGCCGCUGUUCGUUUCCCAGCUCUCGAAUCAUUCGAAACGGCAUCUACUCCACCACCGCCGACUAGUUUCCAGCAAGCGGAUGCCUCAGCGAUUGACCACAGCUCCAAGGUCACCAAGAAGGUCCGAGUUCUUUCCCCUCCGCCGCUCUCCCCCGACCCUCCCGAAUGGGCAUAUACAUCGCCUUCCCUUGCGCAAUAUGCUGCGGACCAGCGUGGCGAAAACGAUCCUUUCGAUGCGACAUCCACGGAUGACAGCGAUCUCGAGAUGGUGGCGGCUACUGCCCGUAACCAGGCCCUGACUGGCGGUCAGGGUGCGGGAAAUCCUUUCAGCAAGACAAUGCGAGAUCUUGAUUCGCCCGUUGUCGAACAGAAACUCGAGCAAGAGCGCAAAGAAGAAGGACAUGCGCUCAAGGUUGCCAAUAAAGCUAAACAAUCCUUGGAUGUCAACUCUUUCAAGCGGUUGCUCAUGACAGGCAACUCGGAGUCGGACAAGGCUUUGGGACAGUCAGAAAAAGACUCGAAACAUCACCCUUCUGUUUUUCGUAGAAAAUCACACGAAAUUCAAGAGGCAUCCCUUAUAUAUGCUUCCGACAUCCCAGAAGAUGAGGUUGGCCAAGAGAGUAUUUCUGACUCUAACACCCCCAGAAGCUCUUGCGACUUUAUCUCCAUCAGAAAUUAA